Molecule: messenger RNA, 3830 nt
Organism: Corvus hawaiiensis (hawaiian crow)
Lineage: Eukaryota; Metazoa; Chordata; Aves; Passeriformes; Corvidae
Gene: NT5M
Product: 5',3'-nucleotidase, mitochondrial
Exons: 5
Coding region: 495-1193 (232 amino acids)
Biological process (GO): pyrimidine deoxyribonucleotide catabolic process
Molecular function (GO): 5'-nucleotidase activity
Source: RefSeq, a predicted model, not a curated record
CCCUCCCGCCGCCGCCGCCGCCGCUCCACGCUCGCUGCCAGGGAGGGAUGGGGCGGGGAGGGAGAGGACGCGCUGGGGGCCAGGACGGGCCUUUGCAUUCCCCCCGCGCCCCCCGAUAUCCCCUCUGCUCCCCCUUGCACCCCCCCGCCGCUCCUUGCUCCUGCUGCAAAGGGAUGCUCUUGACAGGGCUGCCCGCUGGCUUGGUGCGGGCUUGAAAUAGCGGCCCCCCCCCUUUGCUUGGAGAGCCCCCCAUCCCCUGCUCUGAGCCCCCUAUCCCCUGCCUCAAGCCUCCCAUCCCCUGCCUCAAGCCCCCAUCCCCUUCCCUGCGCCCCUUUCUCUGAGCCCCCCAUCCCCUUCUUCAAGCCCCCUAUUCCUUUCCUCUAACCCCCAUCUGCUUCCUCAAGCUCCCCACUCCCUUUCUCAAGCCUCUCCUCAACCCCUGCCCCAAAGCCCCUUCCCCGAGCCCCCAUUCCCUGCCCCGAGCCCCCUCCACCAUGAUUUUGCUGAGCUGCUUCCUGCACCUGCGGCCCCGGCGCUGCGGCCCCUUGGCCGGGCUGGGCAGGGGGCUCGGCCCCACGGCGGGGUCCCGCAGGGCUCUGCGGGUGCUGGUGGACAUGGACGGGGUGCUGGCCGACUUCGAGGGAGGCUUCCUCAAGAAAUUCAGGGCCAGGUACCCCGACAAGCCCUACAUUGCCCUGGAGGACCGGAGGGGCUUCUGGGUGUCGGAGCAGUACGGGCGCCUGGAACCCGAGCUGAGUGAGAAAGCCAUCAGCAUCUGGGAAUCCAAGAACUUCUUCAUCGAGCUGGACCCUCUCCCUGGGGCUGUGGAAGCUGUGAAGCAAAUGGCAAAUUUGGCAGACACUGACGUGUUCAUCUGCACUAGUCCCAUCAAGAAGUACCGGUACUGCCCUUACGAAAAGUAUGCCUGGGUGGAGAAGCACUUUGGCCCUGAGUUUCUUGAGCAGAUUGUUUUGACACGAGAUAAGACAGUGGUUUCUGCUGACCUGCUUAUAGAUGACAGACCUGAUAUAACAGGGGCCGAGCAGAACCCCACUUGGGAGCACGUGCUCUUCACUGCCUGCCACAACAAACACCUGCAGCUGAAGCCCCCCAGCCGCCGGCUGCACUCCUGGGCCGACGACUGGAAGGCCAUUCUGGACAGCAAACGCCUCCUGCCUGGCCACGCCACCUAAACACUGGCCACUACGGCCACCUGGGGCUGCAGCCACCUGCCUGUGUCCCUGUGGAGUCCUGCUGAAAGCCAGAACCACUGAUGGACAGACAGACAGAUGCUGUCCCUGCUGCAGAGAGGAAGAGGAGGGUGAGCUGAAGUGCCACAGUCACCUGGACUUGAAAAAAAGACCCCAGCCCAGCCAUGCCACAAGGGACCAAGAGCAGGAUUGUGCCUGUGGACCUGACAGCCUGGGUGGGGAGCAUUUCCCACUGGCUCCUGGGUCUCUGUGCUGCAUCUGCACCCCCCAUGAGCCCAGCCUGGUGCUUCUGAUGGACAAGGUCACCCUCAGCGUGUCACUGCCCUUGCCUGGUGCACUGCGUGGCACAGACCAGCUCUCCAUCCUCCCCUCUGCGUUAUGGUCAGGGAUCAUGCGUGGGGUUUGUUUAGUCCUUGCAGGGUUUCAUCCCAAGGGGCUGCCUCGGGAGGUCUUUCUGCCUGGCAGUGCCUGGAUCUGGGGAGAGGGGUGGCUGGGAGGGCAGGGAGAGCAGGCAGAUGCUGUCCAGGCUCCCUGCACUGGGGUUGUGGUGGUGGAGGAUUGUCACAAGCACAUCCAUGGAUGCUGUUUGCAGUUCUCACACUCUGCAGGGGAAGAUGUUGGAGGGAUGUUGCUGUUAAAGGCUGGGGAGCUGUGCUGGUUUCAGCCAGGGUAGAGUUAAUUUUCUUCACAGAAAAUAUAGCCCCAUACAAGCCACUGUGAACAAAAUUAACUCUGCCCUGGUCGAAACCAGCACAGGAGCCCAUGAGAGGUGCCCACGAGCUGUAUCACAGGGUCAGUUUGUUCUGCAGCUCCACCACAGUCCCAGUGCUGGAUGUCUGGGGACAGAGCAUGCUGCCAGCCCCACUCCCCUGGUUCUGGGCUGCUGCAGAGAGGUGUUCAGUGCCUGGCUGGUGCAAAGGGCUCACAGCACACGCAGCUGUACCAGCCACCUCUGCCAGGGGACAGUGCCGGCGCUGCUGAGCUCUGGGAGCAGCCAGCGCUGCUGGGAAGCUUCAGCUGGCCGCCAGAAAGGGAGGGUUUGGACCAAGGGGCAGCUCCAGGAGGGAUGCUUUUGGCAUAGCUGUGCCCACAGCCUCUUCCUCUCUUGUUUGUCUCAUCCCUGCUUCGCCGAGCCUGCACCAGUCCGGUCUUGAACUUCAGCGACCUGUCUGGCACCAGAAAGCAGCUGCUGCUGCUGCUGGUCUCAGAGAGAUAUCCCAGCUGAUGGGAGAGCCAGCAGCUGGCUGGUAUCCCCUCCCUUCCUGUGGCACUGCCGCAGGGCAGCCACAGCCCGGCUGUCCCGAGUGGGAGCUGGUGCUGGCCCACGCCAGGCAAAGCCCCAGGGAUGAUCCGGGUGCAUCACUGCUGACACCACAGAGGCCAUUGGCCCCUGCUGCUGUGUGUCCCCACGCUGUCCAGGAUCCCACUGCCCUCCUGGCCCAAGGACUUGCUGGCUGCAGGAAUAAAAUUCCCCACCUGGACACAUAACCCUACAGGCAGAGGAAGUAGCCAGGGCUUGGCUGGGCUUUGCCACCCUGCGCUCCUUGCUCACACCUUUGGUUUGUCUCUCCCCUCUCCUGUGGGCCUCCGUGAGCAAAAGUACAUGAACUUAAAGCUACAUAACCAACAAAUAACCUAAUUCAGCAGUGGCAGCCAGACCCCUCCCGUAUGCAGGACCUGGAGGGGUUCUGGAGUUGGUGCUUUGGAACCUGUGCCUUCCCUGGAUGCUGCAGGGCCAGGGAUGGGGCCUGUGUCGAUGUGGGGCUUGCCCUGUUUUUUGGGAUGGGGGGAGCGUAAAAGCUGGCAUGGUUGGCCCAGGGCAGUGGGACUUACAUACCACAAUCAUCUUUUUUUGUUUCUUUUUUUCAUUUUUCUUUCCUGUUUAAACCACUGUGUGCUUCUGUGGGUGAUGGGUUUGGUUUGGGGGGGUCUGUUUGGGAUGUGCAGCUGCCUGAGGUGCAGGCUUCUGGCCAAGAGCUGUCUCAGCUGGAGGGUUUGCAAGCUGGGAACUGGGACAGCACAGGAGCACCAUGAGCAGCAGCUGCUGAACAUCAGGAACCCCUUGGCUCCACCAGACCCCCCCUGCCUGUUGGCCCCUGUGUGCAGCUGGGGUGACUUCAUGAGGUCCCUGCUGGUAUUUUCCCAAUGGUACCAUGUAAAUAUGAGCUGCCUGAGCUCCCCAGAGUCUUCUCCCUGCUCAUUGAGCCAAAACAAGCUGGCACAUCGCUCCAGCAGCUGCCCAAACCUAUCAUCUUCCCCUGAAGCUGGGGCAGACCCGAGGGAUGUGGCUCUCUGGGGCCAGCAGGUCUUUUCCUCGUGGUGAGAUGUGAUGCCAGAGAAACCACAUGUGUGCACACCAAAUAUACUUGAAAGCAGAGCUGGAGUUUCUCAUGCCUGAGGCUCCAACUCGAUGCACAGAGAUCCUGAGCUGGUAGCUGGACUGUUUGCUCCCACACUUGGGACUGGGAGGUGACUCCAUCGUCGACGGAUUGGCCUAUUCAUUGUUCAAGCCUGUCUGUGUCCAGCUGAGAUACACAGAGCUUUUAUUUUUGAAUGUACAUCUAUAAACUCGAGGCAAAUGAGGAGCACUGCAAUAAACACUGGGUUGUUUGGCAUCCA